AAGACGUUAACUCCUCCAUAUUGAAUCGAGCCAGCCUCUUUCGUGUCUCCGUAUUAUAACUUCUGACGUGCUUCGAUGCAUUCGAAUGAUGACAGUGGGGUGCUGAACGUCAGUGGCUCCAGCGAGGAAAACUACUUCCUCAGCUACACCUUCACGGACCGUACCGACUCGGGCUUGGUGGUGAAGAGCAUCAUAGACCUGUGCCUGGAGGACGGGCUGUUUGCUGAUGUCACCGUCUCGGUGGACAGGAAGGAGUUCCAGCUGCACAGGCUGGUGCUGUUAGCUCAGAGCUGCUUCUUCCGCUCUGUGUUCACCUCCAACCUGAAGGAGGCGCACAACCGCAGCAUCGAGCUGAAGGACAUCAGCACCCCUGUCUUCCAGCUGCUGGUGGAUUGCAUCUACCAUGGGACCAUCAAGCUGACUGUGGAGGACUUGCACUACGAGAUGGCCGACAUGUACCAGCUGAUCACGCUGUUCAAGGAGUGCUCCCGGUUCCUGGCCCGCACGAUAGAGGUGAGGAACUGCCUGCAGGUGAUGUGGCUGGCUGCGCCAAGAUCCAUCUGGUGCAGCUCCACCACACAGAUAAAAUCAAGGGUUUGCACUUGAAGCAUGUUAAAAAAAAAUAUUAUAUAUAGACUGAAAC
This is a messenger RNA of Polyodon spathula (Mississippi paddlefish), 643 nucleotides long. Its product is annotated as kelch repeat and BTB domain-containing protein 4-like. Gene Ontology annotation, molecular function: protein binding. Bases 76 to 606 code for a protein of 176 amino acids. NCBI's taxonomy places the organism in Eukaryota, Metazoa, Chordata, Actinopteri, Acipenseriformes, Polyodontidae. The transcript has 2 exons. The record is from RefSeq and is a predicted model, not a curated record.